Arachis duranensis is the source of this 1287-nucleotide messenger RNA. RefSeq names its product protein TIFY 10A. Gene Ontology annotation, biological process: regulation of jasmonic acid mediated signaling pathway; response to wounding; regulation of defense response. The transcript is spliced from 5 exons. The record is from RefSeq and is a predicted model, not a curated record. NCBI's taxonomy places the organism in Eukaryota, Viridiplantae, Streptophyta, Magnoliopsida, Fabales, Fabaceae. The coding region runs from base 160 to 987 and encodes 275 amino acids. Gene Ontology annotation, cellular component: nucleus.
CGACGAAGAUCAUCAGUACUUUAAACACAAAUAGCGGUUCCUUCUUUGUUAGAAUCCUCUUCAAUAUCUCCAACCGUUGAUUAGGGAUUUGUUAACGCUGCUUCAACUUUCUAUACGGCCAAAUAUAUUUGGGUGCUUUUAAGGUUGAAUACUGCUACUAUGUCUAGUUCGUCGGAAUACUCGGAAUUUUCCGGCCAGAAGCCGGCGAGGUCACCGGAAAAAUCGAGCUUCUCUCAGACUUGCAGUUUGUUGAGUCAAUACAUCAAAGAAAAGGGCAACUUUGGAGAUCUUACCCUCGGUAUCACAUGCAACACCGAACCAAGUGGGUCACCUGAAACAUCGUGUCAGUCUGCAACAACUAUGAACCUAUUUCCUACCAAAGAAAACAACGUUGCACCAAAAAGCCUCACACUCACUGGCACAGCCAUGGGUUUGCUCUCUCCACAAGGUGCUUAUCGUGCCAAUCUUCCCUCUGAAGAAAUUCCAAACUUGAUCAAUUCCAGUGCAGUUAAGUCUGUGAGCAAGGGCCUGAAAACUGCACAAUUGACAAUCUUCUAUAAUGGUCAAGUUGUUGUGCUCGAUGAUUGUCCUGCUGAGAAGGCGAACGAGCUCAUGGCUUUUGCCAAGAAAGGAGUCUCUCAAACCCAGAACAACUCUGUCUACACCUACACUCAGAGCCAGCCUUCAUUUCCUCCUAAUUUGGCCAGAACAUCUGCUGCUGAUUCGAGUGCUCAAGCCUUUCCUAACGUGAAUAUUGUUGCAAGUUCCGGUAGCAGUUCGAUCCACGAGCACUCAAAACCUCAGUCCAGACCUGUUGUUUGUGAUCUACCAAUUGCAAGAAAAGCUUCGCUUCAUCGGUUCCUGGAGAAGAGAAAGGAUAGAAUUGCAUCAAAGGGUCCAUAUCAAGCAGCAAAUCCCAUUGGGAGCGCUAACAAGCCAGCUGAAUCCAUGUCAUGGCUUGAGUUGGGUGCUAAAUCUCAAGAAUGAUUGCAACUAUAUAUAUAGUAUUAUAAACUUUGUGCCUUUUUUUGGGGGUUGUGUACCCAUUGUUAAAAUCUUUUUUGGGCUAUAGGGUUAGCCUUUCUGUCUGUCUGUCCAUCUUAAUUUUGGGCUCUGUUGCUGGGGCUUAUAUCAUAGAUCUAACUAUACCUUAGUUUUGUUAGAUGUGAAAAUGGAUCAUCUUAAUUUUUCUCCGUUGAUGUUCUUAAGAAAAGGUUAAGAUGAUUCAUUUCGUGUUACCUGUUCUAAUUAUUGUUAAGAUUCUAAAUUUCUUCUUAUUACCUUUAA